AAUGUCAUCAGGUGGAAAAGGAAAAGCAGGUAAAGGAGGAAAGGCAGCUGGAGCUCAUAAAUCAGUUUCUAGAUCACACAAAGCCGGUUUAUAAUUCCCAGUCGGAAGAGUUUCAAGAUAUUUGAAAUAAGGCAGAUAUACAGAAAGAGUUGGUGCAGGUGCUCCAGUUUAUUUGUCAGCUGUGCUUGAAUAUUUGGCUGCUGAAGUCUUAGAACUUGCUGGAAAUGCUGCCAAAGAUAACAAAAAGAAUAGAAUUAAUCCAAGACACAUUCUCUUAGCCAUUAGAAAUGAUGAUGAAUUGAAUAAAUUAAUGGCAAAUACAACAAUUGCUGAUGGAGGAGUUUUACCUAAUAUCCAUCCUCAUUUAUAUUCAGCUAAAGAAGAUCCAAGCCAAGCUGUUUGAUU
Paramecium pentaurelia is the source of this 405-nucleotide messenger RNA. NCBI's taxonomy places the organism in Eukaryota, Ciliophora, Oligohymenophorea, Peniculida, Parameciidae. The record is from the annotation of a GenBank genome assembly.